This is a messenger RNA of Pecten maximus, 1638 nucleotides long. Its product is annotated as protein rolling stone-like. Bases 82 to 1014 code for a protein of 310 amino acids. NCBI's taxonomy places the organism in Eukaryota, Metazoa, Mollusca, Bivalvia, Pectinida, Pectinidae. The transcript has 3 exons. The record is from RefSeq and is a predicted model, not a curated record. Gene Ontology annotation, cellular component: membrane.
CAGUUCCGCUGAGCACACGAGUAGACAAGGGUAGACAUCUACAGUGUUAGAGAGUGUCUGUUACACAACUGGUCCAAGACAAUGGCUGUAUGUUGCGCUCACAUCCGCAACGAAUUCAGAUCGAAGAAGCUCUGGUUAAGUGAUGUACACCCCGCCAGAUUCUCAAUGUUUCAGUGGCGCCUGCCUCCGAUUGUCUACCUCCUCUAUCGACUGCUCAUUGCUGUGUAUGCAGACACCUGGCUGAUAUACACUGCGGUGGAGUACGGGUCAGUAGUAACUGGGAGUGGUGUUUAUUCCUGGCCGGUAUAUCUAACUAACUGGACAUACACUAUGCUGUGUCUCUACCUCACUCUACAUGCUCUGACCUCUCUCAUCUUCCUGUGCACCAGACCCACCGUACUUUGGAGGAGACUAUCAGUUAGGGAACACAGGGCUUUAUUUAAGGAGCUGGAUGUAUAUCCAAGUCUGUGGGGUGAUGCCUAUGAGCAGAUACCCAGUCAUGAUGACGAGGACAGGGAGUUAUCAUAUGGAGAAACGUCCACAAGAACCAACCUCAUGCCUGCCUACUUUAAGCUGGUAUGGAUCCUAUUCAAUAUUGCGUCUUCAUGCUCAAUAAUGGUCACUCUUGUAUUUUUUAUUUUUCUAUGGCCACAAAUGGACACAAACAACGAGCCUAUAGACUUAGACAAUCUGCAGCUACAUGGAAUUAACUCUGUGAUAGUGUUUGUGGAGUGUCUGCUGACAGCCGCGCCUGUACACUUACUACACUAUGUGUAUCCCCUUAUAUAUGGUAUAGUAUACAUAAUCUUUACAGCCAUCUUCUAUGGUGCUGGGAACAAGGAUCCAAUCUACCCUAAUGUUUUGGACUGGAACUCAGACAAAGUAGGACAGACAAUGAUAAUGGUGGUAGUAGUGGGUUUUGUGAUACUACCGCUACUACAGCUAUUUUUUUUCAUCAUCUAUAAAGUGAAGAUGUGGUUGUUUAGCUGGGUGUCAUCUGUAGAGACAUCUUAGAGUUAGUAUAGAGCUUGUGAUAAUGUACGAGUCCUCAGAAGUGUCAGUAUAUAGUACAAUUUUGUUAUCAGGGAUCAAUAUGUUUUGGGUGACCGAUAGCUAUUUCUGUCCUAGGCCUAUACAUAUAUACAUGUACAUGAAACCAUUUUCUCUCCAAACACUUGAUUCAACAAGAUACUAAUUUUCAGAGAUAUAUAUAAACUACAAUGAGGUUUCAUAUUUCCCCAUGAUUGUACCUUAACAAACUGAAUACAAAUUUCAGCAUGCUAUAGAGAAGCCAUCAGGAGAAUAGUAGUAAAAGAUAACAUGGUUAUUUAUGUACAUUAGUGAAAAGAAAUGGAUGAAAAAGACACACAUUUAUGUGGUACAUAUCUAUUUUAUAUGUGUGUUUGAUCCUGCAAAUUUUCAGAAAAAAAGUUAUUUCAGAUUACUGGAAUUGUUAAAAGCUAAAUGGUCAACUGAAUGUUUUUGAUAUGUAUGCCAUUGUGUUUGUAUUGUUAUUGUGUUGUGAAGUGUCUGGAGUAUGGAUGUGAUAGUGCUUUCUAUAAUUUAAUCAAUUUGUAUACUUAUUAUACACAGAUACGCUAGCUGUAUCUUUUUGCAGAAUAAACAUAUUUUAUACUA